AUGCUUGGGUACGGUAUAGCGAAGGCAGCAGUUCAUCAACUAACCAAAAGCCUGGCCGCUGAAGGUAGUGGGCUCCCCGCCGGUGUACAUGUGACCGCUAUCCUACCUUUCUGUUCGCUGUAUGCCUUCAGUUUGAUUGCUCUCUCCUUGAUCUUAGGUAUGCUUGGGUACGGUAUAGCGAAGGCAGCAGUUCAUCAACUAACCAAAAGCCUGGCCGCUGAAGGUAGUGGGCUCCCCGCCGGUGUACAUGUGACCGCUAUCCUACCGAUGCAGUGCGAUCAACCCAUUUGCCAGUCCCCUAGUCAACGUUCUGUGUCUAAACCGUCCCCCAGAAAAAUAAACCAAGAUAACCUGUUACUAACCAGGAAAAAUCGGAUCCACGUUUCAUCCUUUACUAUCCGUACUGUGUCGAAUUUGGCAACAGGCAUCUCCUGCUGGAACCUUGCUUCCUCUCUCUCUCUCUCGAUGUAUAUUAUGUCUCCGAAACGCGCAGAUAAGACCCCACUUCUUUCGUGCACCUCCAGCCGUUUAGGAUG
Opisthorchis viverrini is the source of this 536-nucleotide messenger RNA. RefSeq lists its product as hypothetical. Gene Ontology annotation, biological process: L-phenylalanine catabolic process; tetrahydrobiopterin biosynthetic process. The transcript has 4 exons. NCBI's taxonomy places the organism in Eukaryota, Metazoa, Platyhelminthes, Trematoda, Opisthorchiida, Opisthorchiidae. Gene Ontology annotation, cellular component: cytoplasm. Gene Ontology annotation, molecular function: NADPH binding; NADH binding; 6,7-dihydropteridine reductase activity. The annotation marks the transcript as partial. The record is from RefSeq and is a predicted model, not a curated record.